Molecule: messenger RNA, 2722 nt
Organism: Echinops telfairi (small Madagascar hedgehog)
Lineage: Eukaryota; Metazoa; Chordata; Mammalia; Afrosoricida; Tenrecidae
Gene: STX3
Product: syntaxin 3
Exons: 10
Coding region: 64-834 (256 amino acids)
Biological process (GO): synaptic vesicle fusion to presynaptic active zone membrane; exocytic insertion of neurotransmitter receptor to postsynaptic membrane; intracellular protein transport
Cellular component (GO): endomembrane system; synaptic vesicle; plasma membrane
Molecular function (GO): SNAP receptor activity; SNARE binding
Source: RefSeq, a predicted model, not a curated record
AAGCAGCUGACACAGGAUGAUGAUGCUGAUGAGGUUGAGAUUGCUAUCGACAACACAGCUUUCAUGGAUGAGUUCUUUUCUGAGAUUGAGGAAACCCGGCUCAACAUUGACAAGAUCUCAGAGCAUGUGGAGGAGGCAAAGAAACUGUACAGCAUCAUCCUCUCGGCACCCAUUCCGGAGCCAAAAACCAAGGAUGACCUAGAACAACUCACGACAGAGAUCAAGAAACGGGCCAACAACGUCCGGAACAAGCUGAAGAGUAUGGAGAAAAGUAUUGAAGAAGAUGAAGCCCGGUCAUCAGCAGACCUCCGGAUACGGAAAUCCCAGCACUCUGUCCUCUCCAGGAAGUUUGUGGAGGUGAUGACCAAAUACAACGAGGCCCAGGUGGACUUCCGAGAACGCAGCAAAGGGAGAAUCCAGCGGCAGCUUGAAAUUACCGGCAAGAAGACCACCGACGAGGAGCUGGAGGAGAUGUUGGAGAGUGGGAACCCCGCCAUCUUCACUUCUGGGAUCAUUGACUCCCAGAUUUCCAAGCAAGCCCUCAGCGAGAUCGAGGGGCGGCACAAGGACAUCGUGCGGCUGGAGAGCAGCAUCAAGGAGCUUCACGACAUGUUCAUGGACAUCGCCAUGCUGGUGGAGAACCAGGGUGAGAUGUUAGACAACAUAGAGUUGAAUGUCAUGCACACGGUGGACCACGUAGAGAAGGCUCGGGAUGAGACUAAAAAAGCCGUGAAGUACAAGAGUCAGGCCCGCAAGAAGAAGAUCAUGAUCAUGGUCUGCUGCAUAAUCCUUGCGGUCAUCUUGGCGUCUACCAUUGGGAGCGUGUUUGCCUGAGAAAGCCCCCAGGAUGGAUCCCGACUGGCAUUUCUAAUCCUCCUUCCAUCUCUGUGGGCCAUCACUUCUCUACUGCAGACUCCACAGUGACUUCUUUCCAUUAGGAAACCUCUUAUGACCCAGGGCAUCAAUCGACUAUUAAAAGUUAUGCAAAGGGACUGCAAACUUAGGAAAAUACAGAAUCAGGUAGGGGGCAGGGGGGAAGGAACAGGUAAUCCAGACAGAGAAAGCAGGUUGGGCAUUGGGUUAAAGGGACGGUAGGGUAGAGAAGGCAGAAGGAAUACUUGCCCCAAGGGCAUGGUGGUGAAGGGGCAGGUAGUACCAGGCACCCAAUUCAAUUGGGUCUGUUAGCCUGUUUAAGUUGAUUAGCGAGAUCAUGGCAUUUAUUGCUUUUGCAACUAAGCUUUAAAGUCUCAACUUCGGUCACCCCCACAUCUAGUUUCUUUAGGGCCCAGGAGUAAGUAGUUAAAGGGAAGAUGAUCCGGGGAUGGGAAACAUGCAGGUCUUGCUCUCUGCCGUGUCCCCAGUGCUUCGCAUAGUGCCUGCCACUUACAGGUGCUCAGUAAAGAUUUGUUGUUGACUUGAUUACUUGUAAGUAAACUCCUGACUGUGCCCUUGGAUUUGACCUCUUUACACCCCUCAAGGCAGGAUUGUUUCGGUGUGAGAGGUAGUAUGGGGGCCUUUCAAAAAGUUAAGUUCUUUGAAAAAUUCCAUUACCUUUAAUUCCAUUUUUCCACAAACCUUUUCUGGCCUCUUGUAUAAAGCUGACUAGGAACACACUGACCCAUUAAUGCAAAAUUGCCAGAGAAGGCCCACGAUCACAGCAUUACCUUACUCUCUCGAGGAGUGGCGAUGGUAGGAUUCCAUCACAGCUUCUCAUUCUGCAAUGGCGGGCCCCAGGAAUGUUCAGUUCAGUAAUUAAAAUGCACACCCGCCCUCCACCCCCAUGAUAGAAAUUGUAGUAGUUAUCAGUACCACCAGAUCAGCUCUUAUACCAUAACUAACAAAAAGAAAACUAAGAUGUUAGAGAACGGUGAAAGGAGACGGUUGCCUCUUACCUGAUUCAUACUGCCAGCUGCAACCAUGUUGGGUUACAAGGUAUGUUUAUGAAACAGUUCUAACAGUCCCCAACCCGAGGUUCAGGUGUUCAGCUUUAAAACUGCCUAUGUGAAUGAAUUUUAACACAGGUCACUUGAUUGCUACAUGAACAAAGGCUCACUAAAAUAUAUGAAAAACUAUAGUACCCACCUCUUAAGGAUUUUAAAAAUUUGUUAUCUUUGAAAGUGAAUUAUAAGUGAAAAGUGUGGUGUUAAAAAGAAAAUGGGCUAACUCCAUCAACCUGUCUUUCCUGUGAUUUGAAUUGGGGAGAGAUUACUAUUGGUCAGCUCUGAAGACCAGGUCUUGUUAAAGGCAAAUAGGGAAUUGGAACCAAUGGGCCCUCACGCAUCUAGCCGUAAUGGGAGGGCUGUGUGGCACAUGCGGAGCCCUGGUGGCAGUGGUUACGAGUUGGGUUGCUAAUUGGAAAGUCAGCAGUUGAAACCACCAGCCAGAGGGAGAAAGAUGAGGCUUUCUACUCCCAGAGUUAACAGUCUCGGAAACUCAGGGAAAGUGCUACCCCGAUCCCAUAGGGCCAGAGUCAGACGUGACUCAAUGGCAGUCCGUUUGUUGGUUGUAGCACAGGGGACUGUGCAGGCCAGCAGAGAGAGAAACAGACCUAAUCAUAAUCUGCAAGGCAGGACCAACCUAGGACAGGCCACACCAUUCCACUCUCUCCUCUUGGCUCCCUCUGCUCGGAGGCAAGGGUAGGCUCCUUGCCAUGCUGUUACCAUCUUUCCCUCCAAGACUGUGAGAUGGGCAGGUAGGCAUCAAUAAAUACAUGUUGAAUCAA